Messenger RNA from Ylistrum balloti, 651 nucleotides. RefSeq lists its product as uncharacterized. Lineage: Eukaryota; Metazoa; Mollusca; Bivalvia; Pectinida; Pectinidae. Bases 1 to 651 code for a protein of 216 amino acids. The record is from RefSeq and is a predicted model, not a curated record. The transcript has 3 exons.
AUGAUGCAAACUGUUAUCACAUGGAGGCGCCCACGUGAUGCUCAUCGAAAUCUUCACUAUGGAAACCCCUGUUUGUUUCUGAUUGGUAAUGCUCUUUGUUACAUCAUAUCCGGUCUGAUUCUUCUUGUGAUUGGCGUCAUUAUUACAUCACUGACAUUCCAGAACUUGGAACACCACGACAGCGAAACUAGUGAACGGUACGCUGGUCCAAUUCUCAUUGUCGUAGGAGUUCUUGUGCUAGCUAGAGGCGCUCUCAAUCAUAUCCGACCAGGUGAUUCCACCAACCCACAGCGGCUCGUCAUUCGAAGCUACACAGGAGAAAUUUCCACCAGGCCAAUAAUGGAGUAUAGCAGCAACUCCAUGACGAUGUGCAGCGUAGUCAGUAUAGGAGAGGGCCAUGAAUACCCCAGAUUGUCAAUUUACAAUGACGACCCACCUUCAUACGACGCAGUCGUCGAGACAACAGGCGACCCCGCGUGUAUCAGCGAAUCGACGACCACACGAGAGGAGUCGACGCAAUCCCCAGACGAACAGCAAGAGUUACCUCCCUCUUAUGAAGAGUGUUUUCAGGCUGCUGCUGCUGCUUCAACACCCGUCGAGGUUACUACUACGCCACAGGAAACGGAAGUAGUUAGUUACAAAGACACGUGA